Messenger RNA from Dendronephthya gigantea, 766 nucleotides. Its product is annotated as delta and Notch-like epidermal growth factor-related receptor. The record is from RefSeq and is a predicted model, not a curated record. The coding region runs from base 199 to 753 and encodes 184 amino acids. NCBI's taxonomy places the organism in Eukaryota, Metazoa, Cnidaria, Anthozoa, Malacalcyonacea, Nephtheidae. The transcript is spliced from 3 exons.
CGUUAAUGCAAAUAUAAUUGGAAUGCAAAUUUCCUUCAUGCAUCAAGAUGACAUUAACACACAACACCAGGUGGUCUGUCUGGCAAUAACUACGUUAAAAAUAUAUAGAAAUAACUACGUCAAAACGUGCGAACACAGCAUCCUUGCAUCAAGGUUUGUCAUAUAACGUUCUGAAAGUCCCGAAAAGUCACAGAGAAGAUGCUUGGUUUACUUUUGAGUUUAUUCGUCGCACUGUUGGCAACAAUUGCUGAAGGCAGCGCAUCCAUGUUCAAGAGUCAACCACAAUUUUCCAUGACGGUCGACAACAACAAAGCAUUUGACCAAUCUUUCUCACUUGGAAAGUACAUGAUAGUAAAUGGAGGCAUAGCAGAAUGUCUGGAACACUGCCUUGAGGAUUGUCGAUGUCAGUCGUUUCAGGUUUGCCAGAAUACACAAUGUCAACUGUUCUCAAGUCACAAGGACGAAAACAGUUCAUUGCUUCAUGAAGAGAAAGGCUGUGUCUACGUCACGUACCAAAUGCGAGAUUUGGUGCAAACUUUCCAGAAUGAUGAUGACCAAUGUUCAGGCAUAAGUUGCUACAUGAAGUAUAACUGCUGUCAGAAAUCAGAUAUCUGUCCGGGAAACAAAACCUGUCAACCGACGUUUGUUCCGUCUUGGAAACGUUUCACCUGCGAAUGUCCUGAUGGUUACUUUGGAGACAACUGUGACGAGAAAACCAUCUCAUGUUUUGACUGGCCUAUAACAACUCUGUAGUGUAAAUUUUAUU